AUGAAGGUCUACCUGAUUUGUGGAAUAUUGUUUGUGGCAGCUUGUACAGCCGAACCCGAUCGCUUUGAAGAUAAAGUGUACCUCAUCGUGAAAGAUGCGGGGCUAGACUAUUCGCGAGAUCAGGUCGCGAAAUAUUCCACGAUGCUUCCUCGGCUGGUAAGUUUGAAGUUGUUGCCAAUGGUUGAAAGAGCUGGCAGUGAAGGGGGGACUUGCAGAAGUCAGUGUACCGCCUUGCAAAUUCUCUUGUAUCCUGCUGUUUCUAGAUGAAUGAUAUAAACCACAGAGCCAACCUGAAGUUGGACCGCUUAAUUAAUGAAUUCAUAGGUAUGAUUCGUUAUAUUCCCAACGACGACCUACGCGGACAUCAGUUCUUCGAAGCAUCAAGGCUAUUUCUCCUCUAUGUGUUCCCUAAGUUGAGCGACAGCGCCUCGAUGGGAUGGGAGAAGAGCGCGUUGGGACUUGAAGCCACCAUGUUGGUUCUUUUCCGAAAAGUGAGCUUUUAAUAAUCAUUCGUCUUAAAAAUCCUUUUUUUAAGUAUGAAUGGCACGCAAUUAUCGACGCGAAUUGCCAGCAGUUCUUGGCCAUAACUGAGCAUCAGCUGGAAGAACAGAUUUGCGAGAUAUACGCCAGGUAUAUUCAGGAGGACAUCAAACGUGACCUAUAUUUUGCGACCGAUGCGUUGAUAAGGGCGUUGUAUGGCAACAACAGUGUCUUUGCGGUGUGGAAUUAUCAACGUCUUUUGGAAAUGAUGCCGACAUCUACCACAGUUGGUCCACCGGAAAAACUCGGAAUCGUUGGAUUUGUUUGAAAAGGAAUUCGGGCUGCUUCAACUCAGCAGCUCAAAGCCUUAAACAUUGUGUUAUAAAUGAUUUAAGCGAAGAAAUAAAGAAGUAAUUUCUAGAAGUAUGUGGGUUCAUAGUGACAACCUUCAAUGUUUCACUCGAUGUCUUUAAUGCGCUUUUUCGAUAAAGUAUGGAGUAAAAUCUAGAGGUUUUUGAAGGUGUUAGCCAUUGUAAAAGCCUUAAAAGUCUCCUGACAAUGAGGUGUGACUGUAGUGAACAAAUAAUCUUUUUUGGACUGAAUGGUUUAUCUCGGAAGUGAUGGUGAAUAUCUGAUCUCUAGAGCGUCAUGCGGGCAAAGGUGGUAGCCAUGGUACAAGUCAGACAACUUUUUGGACUGAAUGCUCAAUAGGUAUAUAUCGGUAAUAUCGCAACUUUGCGUAUUCUUGCCGCCGAGAGAGCACACUAAACGCGGAGAGCGGACAGAGGGAAAAACAUCUUUUGGCCAUAACUUUGCUUGUUUCGUGCGGAAAAAAUUGAUUUUUUGUGGAAACACUACCCUCUAUGGCAGAAAUAGGCACGAAACUUUUCGUCCCGAAAUUCGGCAAAAAGUAUCAAAUUUUUGCCCACUUUUGAUCUAAAAAUCUCGGUUGUUUUUGCAAAGCGCGAGCUAGGAUUCUUGCAUAUAUUUUAGAAAAAAUCAUUCUAAAUUUGCGCCAAGUUUCAUCAAAACCUGAGCGUCGCACUUGGGGUACUCCCUCUGUUGCUCAAAACAAAGCUUUUGAAUUGGUAAAAACUUGGCCAAAAAGGCAUUUGCAUGGUGUUGCGGGAAAAGUUCUGAGGAACCUUGCAAACAAAUAUAGGACAGUAAAUUUUAACAUAUUCUAAAUCAGAAAAAUUUUGCGAUUUUUUGGAUGUAGUCCCGGCCUGUAACUCAAUACCCCAUUGAAUUAUACUUUUCUUCCAACGAAUAAGUUUUUUUUGCCCUUUAAAAUUCGUUUUUUAUUUUAGUUUUUUGGGUUUCAUUUUACGGAGGUUCCGGAGAAAAAAAUUAAUUUUUUUCUUUGUUACAGAUAGGCUUCAUUGCGCAGCUGUUUGUUUUACGGAGGUUUUUACUGUGCUGACAAUUGUGAGAUUAAAAAACAACGCUUUUUUCUCUUUUUUCGCUGUGUUUGACCUUCACUCGGAACGAGGGACCCUUGAAUUGAAGAGGGUUUUCCCCCCGACCAAAUGUCUUUUUCCCCAAAAAAACUGUGUUCAUUUGUCUCUUUCGCAAUGCUCCAAGGGACAGAUAAACCGGGGAGAGAAGCGAGACACUACUGGCGAGACGGAGGCCCGACAAAAGACGAAGGGAGAAACGCCCGAAAGCCGCCGCAUUCGGUGCUGUGUGGGCUGCAGUGAGGUGGCUUGGGAAGGGAGGAGGCGAAUUUCCUUAUCGAUCGAUGCCAUCUUUUUCGGCCUGAAUAUAAUAGAAAGGUAAUUUGUCCUUGUAAACUUAAAAUUUUUUGUUUUUAGUCAUCUGAAGACGAAUUUGGAAGAGAGAAAUGAAAUUUGA
Messenger RNA from Bursaphelenchus xylophilus (pine wood nematode), 2334 nucleotides. NCBI's taxonomy places the organism in Eukaryota, Metazoa, Nematoda, Chromadorea, Rhabditida, Aphelenchoididae. The record is from the annotation of a GenBank genome assembly.